AUGACGACCACCACCACCACACAAUCGUCGCUGCCACCGAGCUCGGCAUUCUCCUUCAACUACAGCCCGAUGCCCGGCACCAAGCCCCGGCGGACGUCGCUCGCCCUGCCUCCUGCGCCACGGGAGGUCGCCGCGUGGCGCUUCGCCGACGACACCCGCCUACCACGCUCCACGACGCCUGAACGCGAGCUUGACCAACAGCCCCGGCGCGGCAAGAUGCGUAGACUCGACUCGGCCGAGACAGGCAGUCCGGAGAAGAAGGUCCGCAGGAAGUGGACGAUGGAGGAGACGCAGCAGCUCGUAGAUGGCUGUAACAAGCACGGUGUCGGCAACUGGAAGGCUAUCUUGAACGACCCGACGUUCUCCUUUGAGGGACGCUCGCCCGUCGAUCUCAAAGACAGAUUCCGCACCUACUUCCCCGACGCCUACAAGCAGCACUACCCGAACGCUAAGACGCAUCUCUCGUCCAAAGUACGCGCCGCUCUACCGGAUGGCUCGUCGCUCUUCGAGAAGACGCGCAGCAAGAAGCGCCGUCCCUUCACCCCCGAGGAAGACGCGGCGCUCAAGGCCGGCUACGACAAGCACGGUACCGUCUGGGCGACCAUCGUCAAGGACCCCGUCUUCGCCGAACAGAACAGACGCAGCACCGACCUCCGCGACCGCUUCCGCAACGCCUUCCCCGAGCUCUACCAGGCCGCCGGCUACAAGCCCCGCACGGCGCCCAAGAAGAAGAACUCGACCGGUCCCGAGCCACGCGCUGUCACCGACGAGCAGAUCCCGACUGAGAGCGGGCCAGCUCGUCGCAAGAGGCGGCACACUACGCAGGGCUUUUUACGCGGAGGGACCAAGAGCGUGCCUCUGAGUCCGAACGCGUCUGAGUCUGAGAGCUCGGACGAGGAGGACCCGCCUGGUACUAUGCCCGUCUCGUCCUCGGCUGCAUCUCCGCCUUUGCUGGCAUCAAUGUCGCCACCCUCCGUCAAGCCUCCUGCGCCUAUGCUGCCAACGCGCACGAGCUCCAGUACCUCCGCCUCAGUAUCACUCGCCACACCCGCCUCGGCCCGCCUUUUUGACGGCGACGCGGAUAUGUUCUUAGCGGACGAUCCCCCGUCCAUGGACUUCUCCUCUAUCAACGCGUCUGACGCCGAGUGGUCUACCGGUGGCGUGCACUCAUCGGCCGCCUCUGCCUCCGCCGCAUGGUCAGCAAGUCCGGGUUCGGCGCACGGCCUACUCUUCGGCAACGACUUCAAUAUGAACCUUGGCGCAUUUCCUGCUUCGCACCAGCAGAUCGGCAAGUCUGCAUGGGGACCGCAAGACUGGUUGGCCGGUGCAGCGCGCAUGGACCCCAGCAUGCACGGUUCGCCCGACACGGGCGCUCCAUUCCUCGGCGCUUUCGUGGGAAGUCCUUCCCCAUACGGCGUUGUUGACCGCUACGACCUCUUCCCCGGCUCUGGCCCGCUCGACUAUGCCUCUGCAUCCGAUGCAGGCGCAGACAGCUUCAGCGUGAGCGCAUUCAGCGACCCCGACUUCGGCAUGGGCGGUUCGGGCGGCGGGUGGCGCGGGUUCACACACCACUCGCGUACGGCCGGCGAUCUCAUCUUCGGCGCUCGCACGCAUCAGCCCGCGCCGUCGAGCAGCGCGGAGUACGGGCCUGGCUUUGGAUUUGGUGGGAUGCCGGGUAUCGACGAGAUCCCUGGUACGAGUCAUGGGCAGGGUAUCGACGAUAUCGAGCUCAGCGCCAUCUCGCUCAAUGAGCCUUCUGAGGCUGGACCGUCGGGGAGCCAGGAGCCGCCGCCUGAGGUCCCUCGUACGCCGCCACCGCGUAGCGCUGCUGGUCCUACCCUACCAAGCGCAGGCCGCAGUCUUUCGGUCCCGCCUACAGACCACGGACAUUUCGUCGGUGCACCACCGCUCACGCCAACGCGUAGCCUGAGCAUGGACGUACACUCUACCACGGGCGCACCUUCCGCGGACCUGCAUGCGCUACUCAUGGGUCUCGACGCGUUCCGCCCGCCUGGGAUGGGCAUCGGUGGUUCGGGGAUGGACGUUCCCUUCCUCGACUUGCAUUACCCGCACUAUAACCCCGCAUACGCCGAGCCUUUGCCGCCCGACAGCACGCUCGCGCUCGAUCUCGCAAAUGUGAGCGUGCACCAUCCGCCUGCUGUGAGCGUCGGUCAGGGCGCGCGGUUCGCUAGUCUUGGUGCUGAGGCGGCCAAGUUGGCUGGUGCUGGUAGCAGCGCGAGCCCUGUGGGCGGGGGUGUGAUCAGAGGGAGAGGGAUGGGAGGGAGUCAGCAUGCGAGGGGCGUCAGUCAGACUGUUGCGCCGCUUGAUACCAUUGCUGAGAAGGUGGAGGGGAAUAAGAGGAAGCGCGCGAGUUGGGAUGGGGCGCGUUGA
Messenger RNA from Peniophora sp. CBMAI 1063, 2391 nucleotides. NCBI's taxonomy places the organism in Eukaryota, Fungi, Basidiomycota, Agaricomycetes, Russulales, Peniophoraceae. The record is from the annotation of a GenBank genome assembly.